AGUAUGUUUUUAAAAGUUUGCACUAUUAGAGGAUUAAACGAUUUAAAAGAAUGAUCAAAGAAAAAAGGAGAUAGAAAGAGAUAAAAAUAAAUGAAAAUUGAAUUAAGGGGAAAAGAUUGGACACUAAUCGAUUGAAGAGAGAACCAGGUCGAUUAACAAAUCGAUAUUAAACUUGUCGAACCGACGACGAACUACCAACUACGUGUGGAGAUUGAAGACUGUUAAUAUCUCUCUGUGACUUUGGCCGGGAAUAAAGCUUUGUCUAUUUUAGCGGGUCAACUAACAAGAAAGAGUGAGUGAGAGAGAAAGAGAGAGAAAGAAAGAGAGAGUGUGUGUGUAUGUGUGAUAAAGUGGGGGUGUUGCGAGGGGCAGAAGCAACAGCGGCAGCAGCAACAGAGUAAGCUCAAGGAGGGCUGGGGAAAGAGAUGGGCAAUAUUGGAUUGCAACAACAUUACGAGACCGCCAAGAAGACGGGAGCACUGAGAUUGUCUCAAAAGAAACUGGACGAAUUUCCAUCGAAUCUACGUACAUUGGCCAAUUUUCUACGUAACUUGGAUAUCUCCGAAAAUAAAUUUACUAGAUUACCCGACGAAAUAGGCGAGUUUACCUUAUUGAAACAGAUCAAUUUGAGUCGUAACAGAUUAACAAGUUUACCAGAAAUCAUCGGUGUUUUGUCCAAAUUAGAAUGUUUCAAUGCAAGCUCGAAUUACAUCGAAAGGGUCCCGCGUUCCUUUUCGAAAUUGUCCCAUUUAAAACAAGUUAAUCUUUCCGAUAAUCGAAUCACCGAAUUUCCAUUAAUGUUUUGCGAUUUAAAACAUCUCGACGUGUUGGAUUUAUCGAAAAACAAAUUAACGAUUAUACCGGAUGGUGCUUCCUUACUUUCUGUAACCGAGUUAAAUCUCAAUCAAAAUCAAAUUUCGAUUAUAUCAGACAGAAUAGCUGAAUGUUCACGUCUGAAGACGCUACGAUUGGAAGAAAAUUGUUUACAAUUGAACGCCAUACCUACGAGAAUAUUAAAAGAGUCUAAUAUAUCGAUGCUAGCGUUAACGGGAAAUCUUUUCGAAAUGAAACAAUUCGCUGAUGUUGAAGGGUACGACGAUUAUAUGGAGAGAUAUACAGCUGUGAAAAAAAAAAUGUUUUAAACAAAUCAAGAUUGAAUACACAUCUCGUUAUCGCAUUAGAAUUAAUGCCAACGCACAUACUAUAUAAUUUCUCACGUACUUUUGUUGAUUCUGGUUUCCCCCCAUCAAAUUCUUCGAUGUAUUUAUAUAUCGUCUACAUUCUUUAACAAUCUUUGUAUAUACGUAUAUAAUAUAAAUAUUCACGUAUUUGUAUCUAUUUAAUGCAAAUUUUAUGAAAAAUAAAUUAUAUCUUCUAUUUA
Messenger RNA from Polistes dominula (European paper wasp), 1381 nucleotides. RefSeq names its product leucine-rich repeat-containing protein 57. Gene Ontology annotation, molecular function: protein binding. NCBI's taxonomy places the organism in Eukaryota, Metazoa, Arthropoda, Insecta, Hymenoptera, Vespidae. Gene Ontology annotation, cellular component: cytoplasm. The record is from RefSeq and is a predicted model, not a curated record.